Messenger RNA from Acanthopagrus latus (yellowfin seabream), 1050 nucleotides. It is a transcript of the gene rwdd1, whose product is annotated as RWD domain containing 1. The coding region runs from base 121 to 843 and encodes 240 amino acids. Gene Ontology annotation, biological process: cytoplasmic translation. The record is from RefSeq and is a predicted model, not a curated record. NCBI's taxonomy places the organism in Eukaryota, Metazoa, Chordata, Actinopteri, Spariformes, Sparidae. Gene Ontology annotation, molecular function: protein binding. The transcript is spliced from 7 exons.
UGCCUAACUAAAGAAGAAGAAGAAGAAGGUGGAGCGGUCAGCAGCCCGGUGUGUCAGCGUGAACACACAUGUAGUGGUGAUGAUUGUUUUAACUUCCAGAUAACCUGCCGCGACACCAACAUGACAGACUACGCCGAGGAGCAAAGGAAUGAGCUCGAAGCUAUCGAGUCCAUCUACCCAGACUCUUUCACAGUGCUGUCAGAGGAUCCCACCAGCUUCACCAUCACUGUGACGUCAGAUGCAGGGGAAAAUUGUGAAACCGUGGAAGCAACAUUUAAGUUUACAUAUGUAGAGAAAUACCCAGAUGAGCCUCCCCUGUGGGAGAUCAACUCCCAAGAGAACCUGGAGGACAGUGAUGUGGAGGACAUCCUCACCCUACUGCAGCAACAGGCAGAAGAAAACCUGGGCAUGGUGAUGAUUUUCACCCUGGUGACAGCCGUUCAGGAGAAACUCAAUGAAAUCAUGGAUAUGAUGAAAAACAGACGAGAAGAGGAGAAGUUGCGGAAAGAGCAAGAGGCAGAGGAAGCGGAGAAGGUUGCGUUCCAGGGCACAGUUGUAACCAUUGAAAAUUUCCUGCUGUGGAAAGCCAAGUUUGAACUGGAAGUGGCUGAGCUGAGGAGGAGAAAACAGAAGGAGGAGGAGCAGGCAGGAAAACCCAAACUCACUGGUAAACAGCUGUUUGAGACGGACCACAACCUGGACACAUCUGAUAUUCAGUUCCUGGAAGAAGCUGGAAACAACGUUGAAGUGGAUGAGUCACUGUUCCAGGAGAUUGAGGACUUGGACUUGGAUGAGGACGACCCAGACUUUGACCCUUUAGAGAUGGGCAGUGAUGAGGAUUAAGACAACAGUAGGACAGAGCACUGCUGAGGACAGUCUGGGCCAGACCUGCUCCUCUCUGGAAUUUGAUACAUUGAGAAGAUCAGCAUCUGCAUUUAUUUUUAAAGACUCCCAAAGCAUUUCACACUUCUUAAAUGUGAUAUAAACAUAUACACCCAUCAGUUCUGAUUUUUAUGCCUGAACAAUUAAAUUUACCAGAUAAAUGUCGGA